Molecule: messenger RNA, 1121 nt
Organism: Octodon degus (degu)
Lineage: Eukaryota; Metazoa; Chordata; Mammalia; Rodentia; Octodontidae
Product: olfactory receptor 51E1
Exons: 2
Coding region: 75-1028 (317 amino acids)
Biological process (GO): G protein-coupled receptor signaling pathway
Cellular component (GO): membrane
Molecular function (GO): olfactory receptor activity; G protein-coupled receptor activity
Source: RefSeq, a predicted model, not a curated record
AGAAGGACUCACCCUCCUGCAGGACAACUGAGCAUCUCUGUGCCUGGCAUUGGCCGCUGCCCAGCUCCUUCACUAUGGUGGUCCCUGCUGGCAAUGAAUCUAGUGCCACAUAUUUCAUCCUAAUAGGUCUCCCAGGCUUGGAAGAAGCUCAGUUCUGGUUGGCCUUCCCAUUGUGUUCACUCUACCUGAUUGCUGUGCUAGGUAACUUGAUGAUCAUCUACAUUGUACGGACGGAACACAGCCUACAUGAGCCCAUGUAUAUCUUCCUUUGCAUGCUUUCAGGCCUAGACAUCCUCAUCUCCACCUCAUCCAUGCCCAAAAUGAUGGCUAUCUUCUGGUUUAAUUCCACUACUAUCCAGUUUGAUGCUUGUUUGGUACAGAUGUUUGCUAUCCAUUCCUUAUCUGGCAUGGAGUCCACAGUGCUGUUGGCCAUGGCCUUUGAUCGCUAUGUGGCCAUCUGUCAUCCACUACGCCAUGCCACUGUGCUUACAUUGCCUCGUGUUGCCAAGAUUGGCAUGGCUGCUGUGGUGCGGGGUGCUGCACUGAUGGCUCCCUUGCCUGUUUUCAUCAAACAGCUACCCUUCUGCCGCUCCAAUGUCCUUUCCCACUCCUACUGCCUACAUCAAGAUGUCAUGAAGUUGGCCUGUGCUGACAUCCGUGUCAAUAUCAUUUAUGGUCUCAUUGUCAUCAUCUCUGCCAUUGGCUUGGAUUCGCUUCUCAUCUCCUUUUCCUAUCUGCUUAUCCUUAAGACUGUGCUGGGCUUGACACGUGAAGCCCAGGCAAAGGCUUUUGGCACCUGUGUCUCCCAUGUCUGUGCUGUUUUCAUAUUCUAUGUACCUUUCAUUGGAUUGUCUAUGGUGCACCGUUUUAGUAAGCGGCGUGACUCUCUCCUGCCUGUCAUCAUGGCCAACAUCUAUCUAUUGGUUCCUCCUGUGCUCAACCCCAUUGUCUAUGGGGUGAAGACAAAACAGAUCCGGCAGCGCAUCCUUCGCCUUUUCCAUGUAACUACACAUAUGACGGACUCCUAAGAAUCACUGAACAACCUUGUUUUCAUUCAAGUUCUCCAAUUCAGAUUCUUCAUGUCAAUGUUUUGGAAGACAGUAUUAAGAAAACAAAUCUCC